This is a messenger RNA of Dentiscutata erythropus, 1434 nucleotides long. NCBI's taxonomy places the organism in Eukaryota, Fungi, Glomeromycota, Glomeromycetes, Diversisporales, Gigasporaceae. The record is from the annotation of a GenBank genome assembly.
AUGUCUUUCUUUUUAUUACUUCCGUUAAUUCCAACUUUAUCUUCAACUAUUUUUAAACAUUAUACUGAAGGUCCACCUAAAAAAUCUUGGGAUUUAAAGUUUCAUUUAGCAGUGACUUUGCUUAAAAACAACACUCGUUUUUCGACAGUGCCUAUUGAACAGCUUCGAAAGGGAUCAGUAAAUUUUAUUAUUAAAGUUCCUCCUAAUAUAACUGUAAAGGAAGUUAUACUAGAUGAGGAAUAUAGGCGAAAGAGUAUGACGUAUCUAGAAAAAGCUUUGAAACAAUGUGAAGAUGUGUUAGACGAUAAAUGGAAAGAACCAAAUGAUGGAGGAUUACGUGGGGAAUGGAUUAAUGAAACAAAUUGUGAACCUGAUAAUGUGGUUUUAUAUUUACAUGGUGGUGCAUUUCGUUUCGGCUCUUUUAAAAUUGCUAGAAGGUUUACAUUCAAAUUGGCUGAGUCUGCUAAUUCUCGUGUUUUUGCACUUGAUUAUCGCCUUUCGCCAGAAAACCAAUUUCCAGCUGCUCUUUGUGAUUCUAUCGCUGCGUAUCUAUAUCUUAUAAAUCCUGGACCAGAAGCUGGAUUUGAACCGAUCAAUCCUAAAAAAAUUGUAUUAUCUGGCGAGAGUGCAGGUGCCACUUUGGUUUUUGCAAUGCUAUUAUUUUUAAGAGAUGCUGGAUUACCUUUACCAGGGGGUUCUAUUGCAUUGGUUGAUUUAACACAAAGUAUGCCAUCCGCAUGGAGUGCUGAAAUAGACAAAAUAGAUUAUAUACCUUCAAAAUUAGGCCUUUUUGAUCUUGGUCCUUCUUCACCUAUCGUGGAGGAAUAUCUUGCCGAUGCAAAAGCUCUAGUUGAUAAAAUCGCUCUAAAAAAGCCUACAAUCGUUAGUCAUCCCUCUUUUACUGAAGUACCUCGCUUCCAUCCUUAUUGUGCUAAUGAAGCAUUAGCAAUUCCUUAUGUUAGGCAAUCCUAUGCUUGCGGAGUCCUUAGGGAAUUUACCACCUAUUCUAUGCUUGGCGAUGAAAAAUUUCGCGACGAAACUAUCCUAAUUAGUUAUAAAGCAGCAAGUCCUCAUGAAUAUCAACUACCUUCAUAUGCAACUAAAAAUUUUGAAAAGUCACCUUUUAAGAAUCCUACUAAAGUUAUUCUUGAAGUUUAUGAUGAUAUGCCUCAUGCCUGGCACAUGUUAUCGUUUUCCAAACCUUCUAAAACAGCGUUUGAACGUUGUGGAGAUUUUAUAAAACGUGUUACUUCUAUAGAAGAUAACAAUACUUCCAUAAUUGAUCUUGUUAAAGAAGAUGUACUAUCUCCCUCUAUUUCUGUUUCUCCAUCAUUUAUUGCAAUGAGAAUCAAUAAAAAUGGUGAGAUCAGAGAAUUGAAUGAAACUGAUCGGGAUUGUCUAAAAUGGGAUAAAAUUGGCGUAGUGCCUAAAGAA